Manihot esculenta (cassava) is the source of this 1106-nucleotide messenger RNA. RefSeq lists its product as uncharacterized. Lineage: Eukaryota; Viridiplantae; Streptophyta; Magnoliopsida; Malpighiales; Euphorbiaceae. The coding region runs from base 29 to 973 and encodes 314 amino acids. Gene Ontology annotation, molecular function: peptidyl-prolyl cis-trans isomerase activity. The transcript has 7 exons. The record is from RefSeq and is a predicted model, not a curated record.
GACAAAAAUGAAAAAUUAAUUAUAAAAAAUGGAUUUGCUUUUUGGUGGAGUUGUUAUAUAUGACUGUUUUGUAUGCUUCCCAAUUCUUGUUGGGUUAAUUUUAGUUGACUGCUUCAAGAUAAAAACUUGCAAGUCUCCUUUGCGGAGCCGGCGAAAAAUGCCUCACGGUUUGUCUGAUGGUGUCUCCGCCAUGGAGGUCUUCUUCACAACACUCCCUAGGGAGAUAUCUGUUUCUCUCUCGCCCAUGCCAAACAGCAACUUGAACCGGAUACUAUCCGCCGCCGUGAUCUCCACCGCGUCACUAUCUCUCAAACCCAUGCCAGCUUUUGCAAAAAUAUCCCAUCCUGAGCUGUUGAACUUUGAGGUUCAGGAGAAUCAAGCACUGUGCUACUCCACACAACCCAACAGAUCACAGAUCGAAAAUGAAAUGAAAGAUCACCCCAUGUGGCGUUUAGAUUGUUGGAAAUCGCCCCCUCCUUCUUUGUCAUUUCUGGACUCGUCACCUGAAAUUCCUGCAGGUGGGAAGUUGCCCGAUCAAGGGGAAUCGGCUAAAAAACUGUUUGUUGACUCUAAACUGGUUGUGUACGAGGAUAUUAUAGUUGGUACAGGACAGCCUAUCAAUGAUCCAGAGUUAUUAAAAGUGAAUUUCCAUUAUGAUUUCUAUGAAAGCUCUGAAAGGCCUCAUCGAUGGGGCAAUUAUGGGAGUAAAAAGAAUUCCAAGCGAAAACCUGAAGAGAUUUACCUGUGCAAGCAUAAUUUUGGAAAAGGAUUCGAGAAAGGAAUACAAGGUAUGCGAGAGGGAGGAAUAAGGAAGAUUUUUGUGCCCAAAGAAUUUUCACCUAUUUUACAUUUGCUAUUACAUAUAUUUCUCUCAAAUAAGAGCCAGCCCACCGUUGAUUGUACAGGGCGAAAAUCCGGGGGCUUUUUACGUGGAGUUGCUUCAAGUUUGCCCAUCAGUGCAAUGUCACAUUAGAAAUAAAUUUCCGUGAUAUGUAGUUUUUUAAUUCUUAAAUAAGAAAAAUAUGUGAUAUAUGAAGUUUUUUCUUUAUCAACAAUGAAGGUAAAUUUACUCAUAAUUAUUAGAAUGAAUGAUUCAGUAUUUUCUC